CUACACGCGUGACCUCCUCCGGAGCGCUGACGUCAGCCCAGUGAGUCUGAGCCCGCUGUAAUGUGCUCGCUGGCCGCGGUGUAGCCUGGAAUGACAAACUGACCUCCUGCCUGUGCGGCCGGCUGAACGGGACGGUAAUCGGGACAUAAGCAACAUGAGCACCAUGUUUGCUGACACUAUUCUAAUCGUGUUCAUCUCUGUUUGCACCGCGCUGUUGGCCGAAGGUAUCACCUGGGUUUUAGUGUAUCGCACUGAAAAGUACAAGAGGCUAAAGGCUGAAGUGGAAAAACAGAGCAAAAAACUUGAGAAGAAAAAGGAAACCAUCACUGAAUCUGCAGGACGUCAACAAAAGAAGAAAAUUGAAAGACAGGAAGAGAAGCUGAAGAACAACAACAGAGACUUGUCCAUGGUGCGCAUGAAGUCAAUGUUCGCGAUAGGCUUCUGCUUCACAGCGUUGAUGGGCAUGUUCAACUCCAUCUUUGACGGAAGAGUCGUGGCCAAGUUGCCAUUCGUGCCCCUUUCCUACAUCCAGGGGCUGUCGCACCGCAACCUGCUGGGGGAGGAUUACACGGACUGCUCCUUUAUCUUCCUUUACAUCCUCUGCACCAUGUCCAUCAGACAGAACAUCCAGAAGAUGCUUGGCCUCGCGCCUUCCAGAGCUGCAACCAAGCAGGCUGGAGGCUUCCUAGGACCUCCUCCCCAAGCAGCAAAGUUCUCCUGAUCACCAGGCGGGUUCAGCGGCGCCGUUGGUGCACACGGUCGUGGCUCCGUCCUCAGGGCGCAGACGGAACUGAUUCCGUAGGGCUGGAGCGAACGGCUGUAUCACUUCCUUCUGCUGGAUUUCUCAGUCAUGUUUAGUUUUAUUUAACUUUUAAGGUGUUCUCGCUUCGAAAAUAAGUCUGAUUCCAUUGAUUAAUAAAGGAUACAGAUGAUACCUUGUGUUCCGCACAAGCCAGACAUCGUUUUGAGAUUUGAAUGAUUCAUUGGUGCAGUAACAUUGAUCCAUUUGUCAGUAUUAUUGUAUGUAAUUGUCUGUAUCCUUAUUUCUUACAUAGUAAUAAAGUUUGAUUACUCUUUCGUG
This is a messenger RNA of Gasterosteus aculeatus aculeatus (three-spined stickleback), 1081 nucleotides long. RefSeq names its product transmembrane and coiled-coil domains 1 (gene tmco1). Gene Ontology annotation, biological process: endoplasmic reticulum calcium ion homeostasis. NCBI's taxonomy places the organism in Eukaryota, Metazoa, Chordata, Actinopteri, Perciformes, Gasterosteidae. Gene Ontology annotation, cellular component: cytoplasm; endoplasmic reticulum; endoplasmic reticulum membrane. The record is from RefSeq and is a predicted model, not a curated record. Gene Ontology annotation, molecular function: calcium channel activity.